Messenger RNA from Ylistrum balloti, 1524 nucleotides. Its product is annotated as proteasomal ubiquitin receptor ADRM1-B-like. The coding region runs from base 16 to 1221 and encodes 401 amino acids. Lineage: Eukaryota; Metazoa; Mollusca; Bivalvia; Pectinida; Pectinidae. Gene Ontology annotation, biological process: ubiquitin-dependent protein catabolic process. The transcript is spliced from 10 exons. Gene Ontology annotation, molecular function: endopeptidase activator activity; ubiquitin binding; proteasome binding. Gene Ontology annotation, cellular component: cytoplasm; proteasome regulatory particle, lid subcomplex; nucleus. The record is from RefSeq and is a predicted model, not a curated record.
ACUGUUAAAAUCAACAUGGCGAGCGGUGCACUUUUCGGAAAUUCGGCCACCCGGUCUUCCAGCAAAAACCUUGUGGAAUUUCGGGCUGGAAAGAUGUUCAUGAAGGGCAAGAUGGUCCAUCCAGACAAGAGGAAGGGACAGGUGUACGUUUAUCAAUCAGAGGACUCACUGAUGCAUUUUUGUUGGAAGGAUCGGACCACCGGCACUGUCGAAGAUGAUCUGAUCAUUUUCCCUGAUGAUGUUGAAUUUAAGCAUGUGACUCAAUGUACAACAGGACGUGUGUAUGUCCUCAAGUUUAAGUCCUCCACUCGGAAAUUCUUCUUUUGGAUGCAGGAACCUAAGUCAGACAAAGAUGAUGAACAUUGUAAGAAAGUGAACGAGUACCUGAACAAUCCGCCCACACCAGGAUCAAGUCGUGCUGGAGGUGGCAUGCCCUCUGAAUUGUCUGGUAUAGGUGACUCUGACCUCCAGAACAUCAUCGGGGGUAUGAGCCAACAACAGCUGAUGCAGCUUCUAGGUGGUAUGGGAGGAGGAAUGGGGAUGGGGGGAGGAGGUGGAGGCCUAUCAGCACUUAUGGGAGGUCGACCUACAAGUGCUACAUCCACAGCAUCAGAACCCCCGAUGAGAGUACAGUCUUCUCCAGGAACCAGAGGCACAGAUUCUCCUUCACAGGCUCCACGGCCAGUCACUGCAGCAGCUCUUCCUUCCCAGGCCACACCCACAACCACAGCACCAGCCACUCAGAGCACAGGGGGAGGGGCACCCAUGACAACCACAGCUGCCACACCCACUGCUGGGGCAUCGGCUGCUCGCCAGGCUAUCCAGCUUAGUGAUUUACAGAAUAUACUUUCCAGUAUGAAAGUUCCUGGGUCAGACUCGAAACAAGAUAUUGAUCUAGUACAGGCAUUAAACCCAGAAAUGAUGAUACCUAUCUUAGCCAACAAAGAUGUACAGGAGAGACUUAUAAAGUUCCUACCUGAGGGCGAGUCUCUGCCAAAGACGGAGGCAGAACUACGCAACACUAUCUCAUCACCACAGUUUCAACAGGCACUGUCCUCCUUUAGUGCUGCUCUCCAGUCUGGACAACUUGGCCCUCUGAUGUCACAGUUUGAGUUGGGGGUGGAUGUGGCUACUGCUGCUGCACAAGGAGAUCUAGAAGCAUUUGUCAAAGCCAUGCAGGAACGUGAUGGAAAGAAGGAUGAGAAGAUGGACACUGACUGAUUGUUUGUACAGAUUUAGAUUGUGCUUGAACUAGAUUUAAGUUACAAAAACUUGGAUGUUCCGUUAUAUAUCAUAGAAUGUGAUGGGUUAUUGUGACUAAGGAUGUGAUUAUUUCAAAAAGCUGUUUGUAGAUGCUCAUUAAAGACGAGUUAUUUCAGCUGUCUUUGGUUUUUUAAACUUCAAUGAUAUAUACUGACAAUUGUAAUAAAAAAUAUUUUGCUAUUAUAUAGCAAUGUUACAGAAAGACACAUUUGUCAGAAGCAUUCUGACUUUAAAAUCCUUAAUAAAACUAUCAAAAUAUAA